AUGUCUCAGCUGUGGACUCGAUGGGCAGCAAUCACCAGGAGCCGACGCUCGAGCACUCCCUACUCUCCAUUUGCACCUCACUUCCGCCGGCAAUGUUUGCGCUCGGCGACGGCGACAUGCUUGGGCACGACAGAGGUACUUGCUUUGUUGCUGACGGACAGUCAUCAGGAAUGUGCGUUUCGACUCCCCGGCGCACUUUCAGCUCUGCGUCGACUGGACGAUGGCGGUGGGGGCUAUGCAGCAAGUGCAGCGACUCUUGACCGGCCUGGCAGCAUGUCGCUCACGCCAGGCACGAAAGCCUGGCGAUUUGCUGGUCGGCGCCCAAUGCCCGACCAUAUUGCAUUUUGGCUCGGAGGUGUGGUGGACGAGUGGAUGUCUUUUGGCCGUGCGAAUAGUUGGUGGGGCCUCCAUGCGGGCGGCACGCUACCGUACGGGAUGCACCCGCAAGAUGCACGCGAGCUCCAAACCCGCAGCGUUCGCAUGCUGUCCUUACUCGGCUCCUGA
This is a messenger RNA of Parastagonospora nodorum SN15, 504 nucleotides long. RefSeq lists its product as hypothetical. The record is from RefSeq and is a predicted model, not a curated record. The transcript has a single exon. The coding region runs from base 1 to 504 and encodes 167 amino acids. NCBI's taxonomy places the organism in Eukaryota, Fungi, Ascomycota, Dothideomycetes, Pleosporales, Phaeosphaeriaceae.